CAGCAGAACAAAUAAACACGUUCCCGGCGGAGGAAUGAAGACCGGCUCUCAUCUCAGCACAUCCAGCUUUGCUCCAUCCGCCGGCGGGACGGCAAAGUCUCAUGGCGAGAGCAGCCCGUCUCCAGCACUCCGACAUCAUUUCCACUCUGGAGCGCAUGAAUCUGACUGCAGGGCCGCCGCUGCCGUUGCUGAGGACUUCAUAGAGGGAACUCACGCUCGUGCGGAUCUCCGCCUGUGCGAGAAACUGGGCUGGACUGUCUGAUGCCAAGGGGGAGUAGUGUGGUUCCGGCCAGGUUGAGCGGGGCAGAAGUUUUCUAUUUGACUGAGAUUUUCGCGUGUCGGCUGGGGGUGAGGGAGGCGAUGAUGAUGAUGAUGGUUGAACUGUUCCAGCCUCUGGGCAACCCUCUUCAGCUCCCUUUCGACCAAGCGGGCCAAGCCUUGCUGGUCCUGUCUAAAGCUACGAAAACAAAGAUCAGUCGAUGAUUGCAAUCAAAAUCAUGGCUGUCGGAUCUCACUGCCAAACACAGAUUGCAUCAAACUGAACAACACGGAAGACAAUACACACUGCGGCGCCGGGCCCAUUCACGGACACAAUGGAACCCACGCUAAAAGGGCGACAAGAGUUUCUUUUUAGGACCGCUAGACACUCGAGCUUGGGCUGUAAAUUGGUGCCACAAUUCUUAUUUAAAUUGCUGAAUGUGUGCAUACACUUAGUAUAUUAAAAUGAUUAUAGUCAAUACUCAUCCAAUCAACCAAGGUAAAUGAUGUAGGAAUAGAAACUUUUAUUUCAGGGCUUACAUCGAUGGUAAAUAAAGUGAGUAAACCGGCAUUAAAAAGCAUUAAGGCAGAUUUAUUCCCAAUUUUAACGAUAAUAAAUUGUCUUAUUCAAUACCAUAAUACCCCUCCAAAGUAUUUGACAUCAUUUAAAAAAAAAUGCUGGGAUCGAUUAAUAGCAUUUUUAUUCAUUUGAGUGAGGAAAGAUGAGUUGAGAUACAAGUGUGCUCACGGAAUGAGAUUCUUAUCUUAAGGCACCUCUUAAAUAGUGCAACAAAAAAAACUGUUACAUACUUUAAUUAUAGUGUAAAUCAGGGGUUACAAAAAAUACUAAUUUUUCUCGCGGGCCACAUUGUUGUUCCGGUUUUCCUCAGAGGGCCGUUAUGACUGUGGAACAAAAAACAUUUCAUCAUCAAUGUAUAAACUAGUUUUGGAAUCAGAAAUCAAGGGUAAUGUGUUUUACAACUAUUCACGUUUGGUAUCACAAAAAUGCUUGUAAUAUCUCAACUUUAUCAUUUAUGAUGUAUGACAAUUUGAAAUUUUGGUCCAGAUUUUUACAAGAAUCAUGGAAGUUGGCACUCUGGAUAUGGGCUUGCGGGCCACAUAAAGUCAUGUGGCGGGCUAGAUCUGACCCCGGGCCUUGAGUUUGACACCUGUGGUGUAAAUCCUUUUCAAUGGGGAACAGCUGGGUAAAGCGUUCGCCUCACAGUUCUGACGGCCUGCGUUCGAUCCCGGCCAAGCCUGUGUGGAGUUUGCAUAUUCUCCCCGUGCCCGUGUGGGUUUUCUCCGGGCACUCCGGUUUCCUCCCACAUCCCAAAAACAUGCAACCUUAAUUGGAGAAUCUAAAUUGCCCCAAGGUGUGAUGAUGUUGUUUUGGGUCGCGACGUCGAACAACCUAAAUCCAACGUAAAUUCCCCCAUUGAAUUUUUACGUUGUCAAAUAACGUUGUUUCAACGGUGAGUCCUCGUGGAUGUCGCAACUAACGUGAUGUUGUCAGUUACUGUCUGAAAACAUUCCCAUGAUGCACUGCAUGUGAUGCUGCCAUUCCUAGUUUUCAAAUCCCCAGCAAUCGCUCAUUGUGAUUUACAAUUUUGAUCGUAAUUAAUCCGUCUAAACUAUCAGUCCGUCCGUCCGGGCCGUGAGCUCCAACAGUGACCGCUAGUUUCAGUUCACGUCAGCCGUACAUUCUCUGCCCGAGCAACAUACUUUAAGAAAAAAGUUAUUCGUUCUAAAUGUUAAACAUACAUGUAUUACUGUGGGCUGUGUAACCUAAUUGUUUGUCAUUGUUUGUAGUUUGACACUGCGUAAUAAAGUUUUCAAUCUCUAAUGUUUUAAUGGUUCAAUUUCCAUGUGGCAUGGCUACGUUGAUUUUAUGUUGGAUUGUCACGUCGAUGCAAUUUACGAAUAUAAUGUAAAAGCAAUGUCGUUUCAGCCUUGUAAGACAACAUUGAUUCUAGGUUAAAUUGUGACGUCGUCGCAAUUGAGAAAGAAAAUGUUCAAACAACAAAUUUUCGACGUUGGACCUUGACGUUGUUUCCACGUAAAAUCCACGUCUGGUGCCUGCUGGGAUGAUGCAAAAAUGUCAACAGCACAAUGAAGAGGGCUGUGUAAAUGCCAAACUUCAUUCAAUCGGGACAUUUAUUGGCCGUUUGUUGGAUCAAAUGCUUGUUGUGAAUUAUGAGUUCCAGUUACUUGUUAAGAGCACAUCAAUUUGUAAAAAAAAAAAAAAAAAAAUAGAUAUGAGCAUGACGCAGUAAGCCUUGACCUACAUUUUUUUAAAAAGAGUGAUUUGUCUCCCUCUAGUGGAAAUUUUGAUAAACCACACUAUAAGUGAGCCUUCGGUUUACAGCGCUAACCCAUUGCAGUAUCCAACUGGAUAUAAUAAUAAUAAAAUAAUAAUAAUAAUAAAGCAAGCAGAAGACGUCCACUUCAGUGCCGCUUCUCGGCUUCAGCAUCCGUAUGACGUCGCGGCGCGUCUUUCUCUAACACGCCGAGGUCCACCGUCAUGGAGGUGAACCGGGAUGAGGCCGAACGCUGCAUCGACAUCGCCGCCGCGGCGCUGGCCGGCGAGGAGCCGGACAAGGCCAGGAGGUUCCUGGAGAAGGCCCAGAGGCUCUUCCCCACCGAGAAGGCGAGGGUGCUGCUGGAGCUCAUCACCAAGAACGGCUUCACGCCCAGGCAAGGCCCACACGCGGACUUGAAUGGAGACUCAGGACCUCGACUGCGACAGAACCAAAGUGACCAAAGCGAACCUGAAGACAAACCCGCAUAUACCUCAAAGUCCCACACAGCAGACCAAGCGGACCCUGUGCGAAGGAUCAAGCAAUGUAAAGACUUCUACGAGAUCCUCGGCGUGCAGAAGGAUGCGUCCGAGGACGAACUCAAAAGAUCUUACCGCAAGCUGGCGUUAAAAUUCCACCCGGAUAAGAAUCACGCUCCCGGUGCCACGGAGGCGUUCAAAGCUAUCGGGAACGCGUACGGCGUGCUGAGCAACGCCAACAAAAGACGCCAGUACGACGCGUGCGGCGAGGAGAGGCGGCAUCCCUCCCGACAGGCGGACGGGAACUUUGACGCGGACAUUUCGCCCGAGGACCUCUUCAACAUGUUCUUCGGAGGAGGACCCCCGGCGAGCGGCCACCAGGCGCACACAAAUGGGAGGAUGCGUCAGCAGCAGAGAGCGCCGAGGCGAGAGCGACCCCGGGAUGGGGGUCUCGCCCUCUUCGUGCAGGUCAUGCCCAUCCUCAUCCUGGUCAUCGUGUCGGCCCUCAGCCAGAUCAUGGUCAAAAGCUCCGCCUACAGCCUCAGCUAUCGCCCGUCGGCGGGCCACACGCAGAAGAGGCUGACGGAGAACCUGAAGGUGGCGUACUACGUGGCCGAGCACUUCUCCAAAGACGUCACCGACGGGAAUCUGAAGCGCUUGGAGCAGACGGUGGAGGACGAUUACGUCUCCAACCUGCGCAACAACUGCUGGAAGGAGAAACAGCAAAAAGAAGGCAUGUUGUACCGAGCGCGCUACUUCGGUGACACGGAUCUGUACCAGCGGGCGCAGAGGGCCCGCACGCCGAGCUGCGCCAAGCUCUCCGAGAUUAGCGCCUCGCUACACGGCUGAGCCCGGGUCGCCUCCCUCCUGUCGCGCUGCUAACCCGCCUGUAAAUAGACGAGCUUACAUCCCGAAGACAACUUGACACGCAAACACGACAAAGCAGCUCCCGCUAAACUGCCCCGGCGUGACGAAGCAAUGGGAUGAGGGUAAGGAUGAGCUGCGAGGCGCCAGAUUGCGUUCCGGGAGCCUGCGGCAGCGGACUUCGCUUCGUUUUCGGGGUCGGGGGGACGGGCGAGAGUUUGGGCCGUCGGGCUUCGGUUGCACCUUAUGAAGUUGCCCUUUGAAUCUAUGCAGAAAUCACGUGCAAAAACACAACCACGCCUCGCCCGUAACCUCAUCGAUGUCACGUCCGCGGUGUUGUGCACAAGUCUUGUGAAAAUGAACAUACACACCUGGAUUGGAGGUGGAUUUUCAAUUGAUCGUAGAUCGUAAAAUAGAGCCCUAACCUUUAGCCAGUGGUGCCUCCUAGCUUGAAAGGGGGCCCCCCGCGCUAGCCCGCCAUUUCGCACCCCACCACCGCCAUGCAUACGCACUUUCUUCUCGCAUCUGUUCGACAGAAGGCGAUUCCACACGGGGGGUGCGAAUUCCCCAUACAAACGCCGACGAUUAACGGCCUCACGAUUGCCGAUCGGGGAAAAACAACGCGGGAUUUUUUUUUUGCCGUUGACGACCGCAGACGCGUCACUGGAGGCGGCAGGUGUUGGGUUGCCGGAGCAGCCGCGCAUCAACCGUCGGAAAAAACAUUUCACCGCAGAAAAAAAGAAAUGAAUAAGAGGCCAGUAGCUCGAUCACUUGUAAAAAUAUGCAAGUCAGUCCUUAAAUAUUAUAAAUGCACCCGCUAACUGAAAAGGCGCAAGCUAGCUGUGAUAAAAAUGUAGGUUUUUUUUUUUUUGUUUUUUUUUAGCAAUUUACUGUUGGGUCAUUGAAAGAUCAAGGCUGGCUUGCAACUUGAGACUUUUGCGCAAUACUUCCUUCGCUCCAGUUAUGCUUGAAAGUAUGAAACUUAUCAUCAAUAACUCUUGAAACUCUUCGGAGCACGUUUUUAACCCUACCUGCGUCAAGUUUAAAAAAAAAAAAAGUGGAAAUGCUCAAGAACGACGUGGCCGCUUUGUGUUUUGGGAGCCGAACAAACAAGACUUUAGAGCAAAGCGCCGUGUCAGCACUUUUUCAAGGCCGCAGCUGGGAAUCGUCCUCCCCGUGCCUCGCCCCCUUCCCCCCUCCCGCACGUGCACCACGCUGGGUCGACGUGCAGUAUGCGCUUGGCAGGAAGUGCAGUGUCAUGUUCGCAAAAAAAGGCCUUCCUCCUUUUUGUGUGUCGCCGGGCAGAGUUGAGCAAACUCCGAUGAUGGCAGAACCGGUCCAAUUCAUGCAAAAGGAAACUUUUUAUUUAUGAUUCCCCCCCACCACACACACACACUUUGUAGAUGCAAAGUUUAGCUUAGUUUAGGCUUAGGGUGAAGCUCAUUGGUCACUUUCAUUAGGGACACCUGCGCAAGCUAAUGACUGCAUUGCAUCAUAUUAAUAAGCGCUCAGGCUAAUAUUUUUUAGCAUUAGCAUAAUUUGGAGAGAUACAUUGAAUGAGCAAACAGACAAAAAGUUUAAUCAAUGAUCUGUAUUACUAAAUACAUGUAUUUAUACUAAUACACAGUACACGAAAACGUAAAAUUAUGUUUUUUUUUUUAUAUUUUUUUUAAACAAUUGGAUUGUUAUGAAGGAGAUGUUAAGAAAAAGCAUGUUUCUAUUUAUUAGAAUUUUUGUCAUUGAAAGUCAUUAAAUGUACGGCAAUCAUUUCUCUGGGGUUGAAUCUUUAUUAUUUCUUAAAAUUUAGUGAAAUGUAUUUUUUUAUUAUUGUGGCAAGC
This is a messenger RNA of Syngnathoides biaculeatus (alligator pipefish), 5736 nucleotides long. Its product is annotated as dnaJ homolog subfamily B member 12-like. Lineage: Eukaryota; Metazoa; Chordata; Actinopteri; Syngnathiformes; Syngnathidae. Gene Ontology annotation, cellular component: endoplasmic reticulum membrane. The record is from RefSeq and is a predicted model, not a curated record. The coding region runs from base 2780 to 3883 and encodes 367 amino acids. Gene Ontology annotation, molecular function: Hsp70 protein binding. The transcript is spliced from 14 exons. Gene Ontology annotation, biological process: cellular response to misfolded protein.